Daucus carota subsp. sativus is the source of this 1021-nucleotide messenger RNA. RefSeq lists its product as uncharacterized. The transcript has 3 exons. The record is from RefSeq and is a predicted model, not a curated record. Lineage: Eukaryota; Viridiplantae; Streptophyta; Magnoliopsida; Apiales; Apiaceae. The coding region runs from base 115 to 717 and encodes 200 amino acids.
UAAAUACUCUUGAUUACCACCACUCUGCUUUCCCUCCCGCACCAUAUCACCUUCAUCACAUCCAUAACUACACUUAAACCCCUUUAACUCUAAACAAUCCCCUGCAUCUUCAUAAUGAAAGCUCUAGACUUCUACACAGAAGAUCAAGACCUCACCUACAAAAAACCCUCAGCCACAAGCCUGAUCCUCAAACGUGAAUCCUCUGGCUCAUGUUCAUCUGAUACUUGCAACAAUAGUAACUCCUCUGUGUUUGGAAAAACGAGGUAUAAAUUGUGGGCUUUGGUUGUUAUUCUUGUUCUUGCUUUUUGGUCCAUGUUUACUGGCUCUGUGACUCUUAACUGGUCUUCUGCUGGAGCUUUGGCUGAUGAGUAUGACUCUCCUCUGCACUCUGAUCUUGAUAUCCUUGAAGUAGAGGAGAGGGAGAAAGUGGUGAGGCAUAUGUGGGAUGUGUAUACUCAUAGCAAGACAAUUCGGUUGCCCAAAUUCUGGCAACGCGCGUUUGAAGCUGCGUAUGAGGAUUUGAGUAGUGAUGCUCCUUCUGUCCGAAAUGCUGCUGUUUCAGAGAUUGCUAAGAUGUCUUUGCUAUCUCUUGACCUUAUUCUUGAAUCUCUUGCACAAUCGACUACAGCUUCCGACACUGAUAGAACACCCGUCAAAGAAACAAGAUCAAGCAAGCUGCAGAAGUCCAGACGACGUUUGUUACAUUUUCAAGAAUAGUAUUCGUCAGUUUAUGAACAUUAUUUGUCACUGGUCUCCAUACUUGAAUGCAUUUAUCAAGAUCACUCAGUUCCUGCUCAGUAGCCGAAGAUGGUGAAUUGCAGGGUCCGUAUACGAAGUUACUGAAUUGUAUAAAACUUAAGAAUCGUUUCAAUUGAAAGUAAUAUAUUUGUUAGAUGCAAUGCAAAUUUUCUUGUCCUGUACAUUUUCCUCAUUUUUUGAACUAAUUUUUGAAAACUCAGGUUUGAGUUUUCGGCUGCUGCAGAAAAUUUGUUAUUACCAAUCAGUGACCAAUUCUUCCAAA